UUUCCUGGUUCGCUCUCUACAGGUGUGGACCAGUGCAGAACAUUCCUCCUUGGAUGUGAAUCCCGUCUUCCGCCCUUUGUAGGCCUCAAAUACCCUUGUUAGUUAAUGAUGCUGCUGAUGAAAUCUCACAUUCUGCUGAUUGCUUUCAGUGGGUUUAUUUGAAUUGAGAUUAGGUUCAACAAGGCUUAGAAACAAAGCUUGUUCAUUUUUCAUUAAUACCACAGAAGCAGCAUUAGCAGGCCUUUGACUAUUUCUUGCAUGUACUGAAAUAGUAUUUUACCUUCUGGGUUUCCUUUUACACUUGGAUUUGCUACCUUUUAUAAACCAUUAGGAUGGCAUCAGAAUGUUUUAGUGCAUUUUAUGGUGCAUUAUAAAAAUAUAAAUAGGCAAUAUUUCUAUUUUUUUAACUUGACUAGACUGUUUGUGAAAGUUUAACUUGAUAUAAUGUGUUUUAUAUAUCAGCGAGAUAUUACGAUUUAAAAAAAAAAUCAAUCUGAUUCUGAUUUGGUUUUUAUUUUCCCCUUUGAAUUGUUGCUUACUAGCAAUAAAAUAAAUAUUCAUUAAUAUUCUUUUCCAUGCACAGAGAUGGUAUGAAUCCAAAAUCGUUAUUAUUACAUAUAGAGAUGAAUCUAAACUUUCCAUUGCAAUAUUAAAAUAUUUAUUUUUGUGCAUGAGAAGAAAUAUCUCUUUUGAGGCACUAGUAUAUCAACUGACAGUUGCUUUGAAAAUGUUCCUGGAAAUGCUACUUCUGCUUAUUUUAUAUCAUAGUAGUAUCUAGGAACUCAGCCAAGAUCAUGACUACGUUGUGCUGAGUUCUGUAAGUGAUAUCCUAAGAGGUAACAUUUAAAUAGUAAUUUUAAUAUAAAGAUGCACAUAAUCUAAAUGUAAAUAUAUGCAUGAAAGUAAGGAGAAAAUCAGGCAGAGAGGUUACAUGUUGGCUUAAGAGCAUACAACAGAUUAAGGAAAGAGCCAAAAAUAAAACCAGGUCCCCUGAAUCCUAAUGCUGUACGUGAUGCCUUAGAUCAGCUGUGCUCAGUUUUUCUACUUGUGGGGCCAAGUGAGUAGUGCCAGGUCCCUCCAUGGGUCGGAUCUGGUUGGUGGACCCAGUCUGGCACCCAGACCAUGCAUAGCAGGGCUUUAUCUAGACUUGAAGAGGAGGGCUGGGGGAUGUGGCCCAGCCUUGAUCCAGACGUGUGGGGAAAGGGGACUUGGCUUGCCCCCAACCUGGCUGUGUAGGGAAGAGAGGGCAUCGCCCAGCCCCAAUCCAGCCAUGUGGGGGUAAGGGACAUGGCCUGACCCUGUGGGAGGAAUGGGGUGUGGCCUGGUCCCAACCUGGCUGGGUGGAGGGAAGGGGGCGUGACCUAGCCCCACAGGGAUAUUAGGAGGCAUGGCAUGGCCUAGCCCUGAAUCAGCCAUGCAGGGGGGAGAGGUUCUAGCCUUGCCCCAUGGAGAGAAAUGGGAACCCUCCCUUGAUUCAGCUGCACAGCAAAAGGGACUCUGGCUUGGUUGGCCCUGAUAUGGCCAUGCUAGGGGAGGGUUGUGGCCUGGCUUUUUGUGCUGGACUCAGGAUUUUAGAAGUGGGGGAGGGGUGGCUGUGUUAACUGCCACUGCUUCCCUGCUACCAAAUUUCCUGAAUUGUGGGGAGCCCUGCAGGCCUGAUUCCAAGACUGCUGGCCACAUUUGGCCUGCAGGUUGGAGGUUGAGCAACCAUGCCUUACAUCAUUUAAAUUUGGGAGGAAUUUUUGAGAAUCCAAGUAAGUCACCUGGGAAAGAAAUAGAUAUGAUUCCUUUAAAUUGUAUAUAAAUUUGGAGGAUUCCAGACAUAUCCAGCUGGCAAAUUAGUACACAAAGGGCCAGCCACCAUUGUAAUGAACUUAACAUUAUUAUGUAUCAUACAGCAGUUGCAUAUAUAUUUUAGUCAAUCUGUUUCUAGUGCUACUUGGUGUGAAAACUUCAGAGUAUAUACCACAAGUCCAGAAGAGUCUACUUGAUGCAUAUCUGUCAUGUAUUAUACACUUAUAUUGCAUAUAUGACUUUCCGUUAAAUGUAUGCAUUAGGGUCCUAUUCAAAAACACCUCAGUCAGCAGCACAAGGCAAAGAGCUACAAUGGCUUAAAUCAUGAAAUCUGUUCUUUAUCUCCUCCCUUUACUUACUAGAUUCAUAGAUGUUAGGAUCAGAAGGGACCUCAGUAGGUCAUCCAAUCCGACACCCUGCCCUGUGCAAGAAAGAGCACUGGGGUCAGACAACCCCAGCUAGGUGCCUUUCCAGUCUCCUUCUGAAGACCCCCAGGGUAGGGGAGAGUACCACCUCCCUUGGAAACCUGUUCCAGAUUCUGGCAACCCUUACUGUGAAGAAGUUCUUCCUAAUGUCCAACCUAAAUCUGCUCUGUCAAUUUGUGGCCAUUGUUCCUAGUUACUCCGGGAGGUACCAUAGUAAAUAGAGCAUCUCCUAUUCCCUGCUGCCCUCCUCUGAUGAAUUUAUAGACAGCCACAAGAUCACCUCUCAGCCUUCUCUUGAGCAGGCUGAAGAGAUCUAAGUCCCUCAGUCUCUUCUUAUAGGGCCUUGCCUGCAGGCCUCUGACCAUACGAGUAACCUUCUCAAGAUUCUCUGCAUCCCUCUUGAAAUGCAGUGCCCAAAACUGGAUGCAGUACUCCAACUGCGGCCUGACCAGUGCUGCAUAGAAGGGAAGCAUCACCUCUGUAGACCUGUUCAUCAUGCAUCUGCUAAUGCAUGAUAAAGUGCGGUUAGCCUUGUCGAUCACUUCGUCACAUUGAUGACUUACGUUCAUCUUGGAGUCAACCAUGACUCCAAGAUCCCUUUCCAGUGCUGUGCUGCUGAGAAGGUCAUUCUCCAGCCUGUAAGUGUUUUGAUGGUUCUUUUUGCCCAGGUGCAGCACUUUGCACUUGUCCUUGUUGAACUGUAUCCUAUUUUGUUCUGCCCACUUUUCCAAACUGUCCAGAUCUGCCUGGAUCUGUUCCCUACAUGCUGGUGUGUUAACUUUGUCCCAUAAUUUGGCAUCAUCUGCGAACUUGGACAGGGUGCUGUCCACGCCCUUGUCCAAGUCGCUGAUGAAGACACUGAAUAGCACCGGUUCAAGGACCAAGCCUUGUGGGACUUCACUACCCACAUCUUUCCAAGUCGAUAUCGACCCGUCUCGCACCACUCUCUGGGUGCAACCCCUAAGCCACCUGACCAUGUAAUCAUCUACAUCACAUCAUGUCAGUUUAUUUACGAGAACAGAAUGAGAUACUGUAUUGAAGGCCUUCUUAAAGUCUAAGUAGAUAACAUCUACCUCGUCACCUGCAUCUACACAUUUUGUGAUCUGGGUCUUUAGACAUCCUUGCUGUCAGUGGAGGGUAUCCUUUUGGGAUUAUUUUAAGUGAGGAUGUUAAUUUUUGUUAACUUCUCCCUUAGGCUCUUGUGCGUUAUGGGUGUAGCUUUGUUUUGUAUGAAUCCGUAGAAGCAGAGAAAAGGUGGUAGAAAAGAUGUCCAUCACCUGCGGAACUGGAUAAAACAAGUAGGGUAGGGAAUCAAACAUAGAUUUCUGUAUUAGUAGCUCACAGAUAGAUGAUAGCUGAGUCCAUGUAAGUUGAUAAAAUCACACAGAGGGAAAGAAGAAGAAGCAGUGAACGUUUAAAUAAAAGCCAUCGCAACCUCCCCCUCCCCUCCCACCCCCCCCAAAAAAACCCCAACAACGAAAACAAGCCCCUACCUCUACCCCCCUUAGGUACUUGAUACAUAGUAGGAGAAGGAGGGGAGUGAUAUGCUGUAAAAGGCACUGUACAAGUCAUUCAAAUGGUAGGAGAGCCCCCAAUGAACUUAAGUCUCAAAAGCCAAGAGAAUUUGCGGGGCACUUGUGAUUGACAGACAGGUUGAACAGCAAGGAAAUCAGGAAGAAGGGAUGUAGUACAGGCCAUGAAAUUUUAUCCCUGAAUUUUAUACUGAGAUCCUUGAUAGCAUAUUUCAGCUAAAACUACCACUGUAUAUUUUCUUUUAGUUUUUACUUUUUCCUACCUCUUAUGAAAAAUAAUUUAGUACAGUCUCAACAAGUUAAGGGAAUUAACUAUGUUGUUUUCAUUUUAGCAUUUUUACAUUUACAAAGGGAAAUGCUGUAUUUAGGAUGAGAGGAAGCCGUGUGUGUGUGUGUGUGUGUGUGUGUGUGUGUGUGUGUGUGUGUGUGUGGAGGGGGAGUAUUGGCUGUACCCCUGUUUGUGGUACCUGGGGGUUGUGGGCCCCAAUGACAGUCCAAGGACUCUACUGCCACUAUUGGAAGGAAAUUGACCAGCUCUUUAAAAGUGUCAGAGAGCUUUAGAUAAAAGCACCAAAAAGCCUCACUGAAGCUCCUGGUUUAUACAGCCGCUGCAGAGCCAGAUUGAAGUAAUGUGCUGCUUCUUUUGGCCAAGCACUUUUUUUUUUUAAUAUAUUUUUCACAUCUGUAAGCAGCCGUGAUGAUUAGCCUAUGUUUUGUUUUCUUCACUCAGUGAAGUUUUGACGCCUUCAGUAUCAGGCAUGCAGUUGGCUUCAUGAAUUACUGUUCUAAAGGAACUCCCAGAGACUCUUAGAUGUCCUACAUCCAUCUAGUUCAGGGGUUUUCAACCUUUUUGGGUCAGUGUAUCCCUGGUGGCUGGUCAAGAAGGAAGGAGUCCCCUGGUGGCCGGUUGACAAGCUGGGGGGCAUCCCCCAGUGGCUGAUCGGCGAUCGUGCCAGCAGCACGGUGGCGGCAUCCGCUGCUGAGUACCCCCUGAGGCCUUCCCAAGUACCCUCAGGUACCCAGGUUGAAAACCCCUGAUCUAGUCUCAUAACAGUUAAUGAGGGCCUGCUACAGCCAGCCAAAAUCUUAACCAAAUGGGCUGAUUGUUGAUACCAAGUCUCUAUCUCAGGUUUUGAACAGUUCUGUGUGCUGGGGUCUGGAUCUGUAAAAACAAACAAACAAACAAAAAACAAAAAAAACCCAACAAAAAACAGAACAGCACUUUGGAAACAAAGAAUCUGAAAAACUGUUUCACAACCAACACCCCUUUCACAAACCCUGUUAUGUUUUAGGGGUUCACAGCAUGUUGUGAAUAUUUUUCCUGUGUUUUAUUGCACUGGUGUGGCAUAUGUGAUCUCAUUGUAAAGUCAGUGUUACUUUGUAUCCACUUAGAUUACUGUUAUCACUAUAUAGAUUAUAUUAUGUUAUGUAUAUCUUUAUAGUGUUGGAUCUGGUUCAGCCAGGGCGCUGAUGCAUGAAUGCUUAAAGACAAUUACACCCCAUACACAGACAGAAGGCACUGGGACCCCAGGCAUUGUCUGCCUGUAAUAGACAAAUCAACUCCUCUAUAGCAAAAGAGUAAUGGCCUAUGCGGCAGAAACUUCUGAAGGAUCCUGGUGACUUACCAGCACUAGAAUAAUGCGAAUGAAGAGGCUGGCCUUGGAGGCUUUUUAGUGUCUAGCUGGGAUAGAAUCAAGGUCUGAAUCUCAAGCUUUGUGGGUUCAGCAGCCCCAAUUGCCAGGGCUGGUAAUUGGGAUUCAACAGAAGGGCUGAUCUCUUAAAAAUUCUGGGAGAUCUCUAGGAGGGCUGAGCUAUAGCCAAGUGAGAGGGUAAGAAUCUGUAUUCUUGUUUCUGCAAACCUGUAGUCAGGUUUGUUGGUGUAAUUAUUUCUUCCUAUGUCAUGAAUCCCUAUGUCAUGUUUGUUUGGUUGCUUGUUUCCUUACUAAUUGCCUGUGGAAAGAGUGAUAUCUGGGAAAAUACCUUCCAGAUUUCCCUUUCCAAGAUUUCCCUUCCCUUUCUUUUGGUUCAUGACCAAAAUGGAGUGGCUACCUGGAACUGGCAGAGAAUUCCUCACUGCAGCUACAGGGACCAGUAUAAGGGCAGUGGAGCUGAGGCUUGCUGGGCUAAGGGAUUAUGCCAGGGCAAUCUCAGUCAGUUUCUUGGGUCAAGUGGCAGCACAGUGAGGGUAAAUUCAGGGUUGUUGGGGUCUCGCUGGCAGACUGGUUUGUGACAUUCAUUAUUCAGAUUAAAAAAUGUAUUCAUCAAUCUACGAAGGAGAACUGCAAAUAUAAACUGCUGUGGACCCACCUGCAAUCUGUGCCUUCUCAUCAAUACAGUCCACAUCAUCACUGGAGCAAAUUACGCAGAUUAUAACAUCCAAGGUUCGUUCACCUGCAGCUCUGUCAAAGUCAUAUACACUGUCAUGUGCUUACAGUGCCCCUCUGCUGUCUAGAUGGGGCAAACCCUACGUAAAAUAAUGAAUGAACAUCAGUCUGAUAUCCAUUCCAGAACACUUUGACCUUCCUGGAUCUUUUGUCACCAACCUAGAGUAGCUGUUCUUAAACAACAAAACAUUAAAAACCACCUUGAUCAUAAAACUGUGGAACAAUCUUCCACAGGUUGGAUUACAUUAGGUAUGGUCUAAACUGGCAUUACUGAUUCUUAUCCCAUUCCCUGAAUUAGCUUUUUUUUUUUGUCUCUUUUGUCCCAAUGGAUUGAUUUCUUGUUUGCCACUCCCAGUGUUGCCUUCUCUUCCCCACCAUCCCUCUCCUUCCCCUUCUCCUUCCAUUCCCUGCCAUUUGUAUUCAGCUCACUCUUUAUUUGAUAGACUGCUCUGUCCAUGUCCUUUCACAGCAGCUGAUGGAGUGAGCUUAGACUCAUGAAAGCUAUGAUUCAGUUAGUCUGUAAGGUGCAUCCCUACCAUGCCUCCUAUAAAUUGGGACACGAUUCCAAAAUGAAUGGACAAAAUUUCACAUGACAGCAGAGAAGAAUUCCUAUUGUAUCUUGGAGGGGUAAAUCAUAUCAUGUCUUCCUUUUAAAGCUGCUCUUUGUGCACUGGAAACUGGCUCCAGUCCUCCAGUCUUCCAAAAAGAACUGCAAAUUACAACAGAACAACAGAGCAGGGGUGUCAGACUUAUGGCCUGUGGGGUGGUAGAGGGGCUGGGAAUUUGGAGGUUGAGCAGAUGAUGUGGGGCUCCUGUUGACUGUCACCACUCCCUGUGCCACAUUUGGCUGUAGCCUGUGAAGAGCCCUGUGGUACAGAUCUAACCUGGAGGAAGGGUGAUUUUGACACCCCUGCAACAGAGGAUCUGCCAUUUGAGGGAUAAAACUAUUUAAUCAAUAGACAGAGAAGGCCUUUCAAAGUUGUAAUAUAUAGACAUAUGAGCUAGAAUUGAGUGACAAGGAGAUUUGUAGUGUCUUGAAGUCUGUGUGAGGAAAGAAGCAAGCCAUGGCAUCAUCCUAUAUAUAAUGUACAAAACAAGCCUUCUGAAACUCAUUAGAAGAUGUAAAGGUUUCUGUGUAGCCAUGUUCAUACUAAGACAGCAAGCUUGACUACUUAGUUAGGAGCCACAUACACCUAUUUCAGGAUCAUGCUUCCUUUCUCUCAUCCAUGGGCUUACACAUAUACUUGAGAUCAUAGGAAAGUAAGGCUAGAAGGGACCUCAGAUAGUCAUCUAGUCCUAGCCCCCUUAAUGCAGAAUCAUUCUCAACCAAAGCCUCAAGCCAACUGUCUGCCUAACCUGCUCUUGAAAAUUUCCAGGAAUGGGGAUUUCGCUGACUCGCUAAGUAGCCUGUUCCAAUGCUUAACCACCUUUACGGCGAGGAAUUUCUUCCUAAUCUCCAACUUAAAUUUCCUCUGCUGUGGUUUGAAGCCAUUUCUCCCAGACCUGUUCCCUACAGCCAGAGAACAUAGUCUGUCUCCAUUCUCUUUAUAAAGCCCCUUCAAGUAUUUGAAGACUUCUAUCAAAUUCUCCCUCAGGCUUCUGUUCCUCACACUAAAUAAUCUCAGUUCCUUCUGCCUUUCCUCAUUGUCAUGUUUUCCAGGGCUUUAAUAAUUUUUUUCACUCUCUCUUGCAUUCCUUCCAGUCUUUAGUGAAGUUCAGUGCCCAAAACUGAACAUACAAACUCCAGGUGAGGCCUCACUGAUGCCAAAUGGAGCAGCACUUACCUUGGUUUGCAAGUAACACUUCUGUUAACACAUCCCAGUAUGCUCCUGGUUUUCUGUUGGUUCUUUUUUGCGACAAAAACACACUGUUGGCUGAUAUUCAGCUUCUGUAACUCCAAGUGCUUUUCUGCAGUAUUGUAGCCUAGCUAGUCUAUCUGUGCAUGCAGUUAUUCCAUCAUAAAUGACUAGGCCUGACUUUGAGUUUUAUAGGCUGAACUAAGCAAUAUUCUCCUCCUUGACAAGAGUACAUGCAUUGUUUGCAUUAGAAGCAACUUUUCUCUGUACAAUUAAUUUUUUUGCCUGUGAACAAAUGUAUUUAUAUUUAAUGCAAUCAAAAAUUUAUAAUUUUGUUAUAUUUAAAUAUGCCUAAAUUCUUAAUGACUACCACCAUUUUUUUGUUAAAAGAAAAUUAAACUUGUAUGGACUUUUAACAACUUUAUACUAAGACAACUUAAUUUAACUUGGAGUUUUCUAGAAUUAAAUAGCUGAGAUUUCCUUUCCAACAAUACUUCAGAAGCACAGAUAAAAAUGACUUCCUGUCUUACUAUUUCCUGUAUCCAUGGUAACCCCACUUUAACCACUCUCUCACUUGUUGUGGAGGAGCCUCUAGGAAACAUAGUGUUUCCUGAGUGAGCAGUUUCAAAACCAAGGGGAAAAUGUGAGAACUUUAAUAAACCAGAAUGUAAGAAAAGUCUUAUAGACAGGUCUGUUAAGUUAACGUUUCCAGUGAACUGCAUAACAACAGGCUAAAUGAUAAAAAUGAACUGCAGGUUUGGGCCAAGUCAGAAAUGAAUGGGAAAGCCAAAGACAGGGAUAUGUGUGGACUUCAAAAUUCUCUAUCCUGCAUAGGAGUUUUCCUGCAUAUCCUUAAUUGUUUUCUUUUGUUGCUGCUCCAGGAGGUAUUUAGUUGCCCAGCUGUCUGCCAGCUCUGCACAGGGGGACGUGUUCACUGCCGUAACUUAGGUCUUUCAAGCAUUCCGAAGAGCUUUCCAAAAAGCACAGUUCUUGUAUAUCUGAGUGGAAAUAAUCUCUCUCAUGUAAUUCCAAAUGAAUUAACAUACCUUCAGAAACUUGUUGUGCUGUAUUUGGAUAAUUCCAACAUUUCACAUGUGUACCCAAAAGCUUUUGUUGAACUUAAUAAACUGUCCUAUUUACAUCUAGAUGAUAAUCACAUUAAACGUUUGGAUCUUGGAAUAUUUCAAGGGCUUUCAAAACUUCUUUUUUUGGAUCUUCAGAAUAACCAAAUAGCUUUUGUUCCUAGAGGAGUGUUUAGUGACCUCACUUCACUUCAGUACUUAACACUUAAAAGAAAUCGUAUCACUAUCCUUGGAAGUGGCACAUUUUUGGGAAUGAUUAGUCUUCAAACACUUAAUCUAGCCUACAAUAAGAUUGCACGGAUAUCGGAUUCAGCAUUUCAUCUCCUUGGAACCCUUGCAUAUUUAAACCUGGAGGGUAACAAUUUAACACGGGUGCCCUCAAGUGCCAUUGGAAUUCUCAAAAAUCUUGAAAGACUUUCUUUGUCUCACAACCCUAUUGGAAAAAUACACUCUUUUGCAUUUGAAGGACUUGACCAGCUUGAAUAUCUAUGUUUGAAGAGUGCAAAAAUAAAAAACAUUCUCAUGAAUGGAUUUGCUGGGUUAAAUAACCUUAAACAGUUAAUUUUAAGCCAUAAUGAUUUAGAAAAUUUAAAUGCCAGUACUUUUACCUUGUUGCAUAAUUUACUGUACCUUUAUCUAGAUAGAAAUAAAAUAGUUAGUAUUGGUGAUAAUACAUUUGAAAAAGUUGGUUCCUCUUUGAAGAUAUUAAACCUAGCAUUUAAUAAAAUUGCAGACCUGCAACCUCAGGUACUCAAACCCUUGGUUUCAUUAAUUCAUCUGUAUGCAAGUUACAAUCCUUGGAACUGUAGCUGCAAAUUGUUUGGGCUACGCAAUUGGUUAGCAUCAUCUUCAAUCUCUGUAAAAAUACAUUGUCAAAAUCCACCAAGUAUGCGUGGUAGGCCUUUGUAUUAUGUUAAAUGGACUGAAUUAACAAACUGUGCCAGUACAAACAACAAUCCAGAAGCAGUCUGGAAUCUAAAACCGGCAGGUAUGCAUCAUAGUACCACCACUUUAGUGAUGGCAUUGCAUAAGGUGACUAGAUACAAUACUCACAAACAUUUGGGAAAUUCUGCUAUUAAACAUGUUACUUUAUGGGGAAGAGCCCAAGCCACAUCUGCUAGUCAGUUUCUUUAUAAAGAAUAUGCCACUGGGAAUCCAUCACAGGCAACUACUGUGUUAUCAGUUUUGCCAGUGCAAAUGACAGCACAGAUUGUACCUGUUAAUUUAACCAUGGAAGAGAAUAAUAGUGUGUUUCAAUCAAGUGCUGCAUCCGUAUCACUAAAAACAUCUCUCCUCUGCACACAACAAGUGGAGAAGCUGAAUCGGGCUUUUGACAUUUUACUAGCCUUUUUUAUUUUGGCUUGCACUGUUAUCCUGUUUCUAACCUAUAAAAUCAUUCGAUUAAGACAGAAACUGAAGCUACCAGGAAACUCAGAGGAAAAGGGAAUAGAGUACUACAGUUGUUAUCAGGCUGGCAGAUACAAUGUGACUGACCCAGUUCAGCGCCGGUCUCAUAGUCCAGUGAGGAAUUCAGAAUUAGACCAAAUUAGGCUUCUCAAACGAACAGCACCUGAGAAUCAGGCACAGGUCAUCUUGUUUGAGCAUUCAGCACUGUGAUUUAUCCAGUUUGACUUCUUGUGUCGAUUUGGGGGGAGAGGGGGGUGUAGUUUAAAACAUCAAGAAAUCAAAUAUCUGAGGUUCUUUUAAAUAAUUUGUUCCUCUGUCAGAUCAACUAGUUCUUGGCAUUAUGGAAAGUGUUACAACCUAGGAUCUAUAUUAUGAUUCUUUCCACAAAUGCUACUGGUUCUGACCUUUUGUGAUGGAUGAAUAUUCUGCUCUGUUUCCCUUUGAAGGAAACCUUCUUAUAUUAAUCUUGUAUAUCAUAAUAUGUUCAGUAAGAAGUUAAAGCUAUGGCUUCAACUUUUUACCCAAUAUUCAUUCGUUUUAAAUUUUAUAUGGAAAUAAUGUGUUUUGUUAAAUGAGCAAGGAAAAUCAAUUAUUAUCCACAUUAUGAAGCUGAAAUGUUUUUCGGGGGAAAAUAGUGCUCUAAGAGGAUCUUUUUAAUAUGUACAUUGUCAUUCACAAUGGGUUAGAAAAUGAAAACAGUGAGGGACCAUUUAGCUCAAUUGGUUAGAGUGGGGUGCUAAUAAAACCAAGGUCAUAGGUUUAAUCCCUGGCUGGACUAGAUGAUCUCUUGAGGUCUUGUCCAGCCUUACUUCUCUAUGAAAGCUUUCCUUUUGGUUAACAUGAACUGUUUUACAUUUUCUAAGAAAGAGGGGAAAAUUUUUAAUUCUGUAUAUUUCUUGUACAUAAAUAUAUUGCCAAAGUACAAAAUAGUUGCAUGCAGUGUGUAUAAUAAAAUACAUACAUUGUU
Molecule: messenger RNA, 11387 nt
Organism: Alligator mississippiensis (American alligator)
Lineage: Eukaryota; Metazoa; Chordata; Crocodylia; Alligatoridae
Gene: LRRC70
Product: leucine rich repeat containing 70
Exons: 2
Coding region: 8705-10630 (641 amino acids)
Cellular component (GO): plasma membrane
Molecular function (GO): protein binding
Source: RefSeq, a predicted model, not a curated record